Molecule: messenger RNA, 279 nt
Organism: Helianthus annuus (common sunflower)
Lineage: Eukaryota; Viridiplantae; Streptophyta; Magnoliopsida; Asterales; Asteraceae
Product: procyclic form-specific polypeptide B1-alpha-like
Exons: 1
Coding region: 1-279 (92 amino acids)
Source: RefSeq, a predicted model, not a curated record
AUGAGCGACGCUCGAGUGGAUCAUGAAAGGCUUAACUCGCAUGCCGAAAGGCUAGGUAUGAUGAAUUGGUGGGUCCAUCAGUUGGAAGAAGCCCGCUUCGCACCUGAACCCGAGCCAGCCCCAGUCCCGGCACCUCCAGAGCCAAAGGCGGAAGAGUCUGAUGAAGAACCGGAAGAGGUUCCGGAGGAAGAGCCGGAAGAAGAGCCGGAGGAGGUCCCGGAUAAUGACGGAGACGAUGAUGGUGGUAGUGACCUCGGGGAUGGAGACGUGGACGACUGA